AUGGGUUCUGUCGGCGAUACAAAACGGGUGGACAGCGUACCGCUGCUAGACCGGCGCAUUGAGCUGGUGGAUCGGUUCAUUGACGAGCCGCGGCCUCUGCGGGUAGCCGUGAUCGGUGGCGGACUGACGGGCAUCACGGCGGGCAUCCUGCUGCCGGCAAAGGUGCCGGGGAUCCAAUUGACGAUCUACGAGAAGAACGAGGAUUUUGGGGGCACAUGGCUGGAGAACAAGUAUCCGGGAGUGCGUUGCGACAUUCCGUCACAUGUUUAUCAGUCGACGUUUGCGCCAAAGACAGACUGGACGGACCAGUUCUCGUACGGGCCAGAGAUCCGAGAGUACUGGCAGGGAGUGGCGCGGCAGCACGACGUGUACCAGUACGCGCAGUUUGGCAAGCGGGUGGAGGCGGCAGACUGGGACGACGAGGCGGGGGUGUGGACGCUGACGAUCGAGGACGUGGCGACGGGCACACGGACGGCGACGGUGCAGGCAGACGCAGUAGUGACGGCGGUGGGCCGGUUCAACGCAUGGAAGCUGCCAGACUACCCGGGCAUCAGCGAGUUCCAGGGGCUUCUGCGACACACGUCAGACUGGGAUCCAUCGUUUGACCCGACAGGCAAGCGGGUGGCGGUGAUUGGGAAUGGGGCGAGCGGGAUCCAGGUGGUGCCGGCACUGCAGAAGAUUGCGGUCCGGGUGGACCACUACGCGCGCAGCCGGACAUGGAUUGCGACGUCGUGGGCAGGCGACGAGCGGACGCCGGGGCCGCAGCCGAUUGAAGAGAGCACCAAGGCGGCUUUGGGCGGCGAUGCUGCGACGUAUCUGCGGUACCGCAAAGAACUUGAGGCCAAGUACUGGCGGCGGUUUGGCACGUUUCUGCGCGACGACGAGUCGGAAAGCGGGCGGCGCGACAACGAGGCGCUGCGUACAGCGUUUUCCGAGGUGAUGCGACGACGUAUCGGCGACCGGAAGCCGGAGCUGCUGGCCGACCUGGUGCCCGACUUUGCUCCCAACUGCCGGCGCCUGACGCCAGGUCCUGGCUACCUCGAGGCACUCACGGCCGACAACGUCGACUACGUGCGCACGCCCAUUGCGCGUUUCACGGCCAGCGGGAUCGAGACGACUGAUGGAGUGCAGCGCGACGUCGACGCCGUCUUCUGUGCCACCGGGGCCAACGUCGACAUGGUGCCGGCCUUUGCAGUGCGAGCACGCGGCCAGGAUCUGCGGACGGUCUGGGGGGCUGACGGGACUCCCGGCAGCUACGGCUUCCCUUACACGUACCUCGGUGCGGCCACGCCCGGAUUCCCGAACCUGUUCUUUGUCCAGGGACCCCAUGCGGCUGGUCCCAGCGGUACGGUUCCCCAUGCAGUCGAGACCCAGCUCACGUACGUGGCCCAGGUGCUGCGCAAGAUCGGCCGCGAGGGCAUCAAGGCCAUGAUGCCCAGCACGCGGGCGGCUGACGAUUUUGUCGUGUAUGCGCGCUCGUUCUUUGACCGCACUGUCCUGACGGACAAUUGCAGCUCCUGGUACAACAGCGGGCGACCCGGCAGCUUCGUCCACGGCCUUUGGCCUGGCAGUGCUGGCCAUCUCUCGGUCGUGCGGCGCAGCCCACGGUGGGAGGAUUGGGAGUACGACUAUCUCGGUGGCGGAGGUGCGGACGCAAACCGCUUCGCCUGGUACUUUGGCAAUGGCUGGACGCGCGACGAGUCUAACCCCGAGGCUGACCUGGUCUCGUACCUCAAGCUGCCAGGCGAGGUGGCGCUUAAGGAUUUGCACGAGGUCUGGUGGGAUCUGCCUUAG
This is a messenger RNA of Grosmannia clavigera kw1407, 1794 nucleotides long. Its product is annotated as flavin-binding monooxygenase. Gene Ontology annotation, molecular function: flavin adenine dinucleotide binding; NADP binding; N,N-dimethylaniline monooxygenase activity. The transcript is spliced from 2 exons. Bases 1 to 1794 code for a protein of 597 amino acids. NCBI's taxonomy places the organism in Eukaryota, Fungi, Ascomycota, Sordariomycetes, Ophiostomatales, Ophiostomataceae. The record is from RefSeq and is a predicted model, not a curated record.